UAAAUAAAUAAAUAAAUGAAUACUAGAUGUGAGGGUUGGCAAGCAUCAGCAUGUAAACACAACAUUGUUGUUCAGGACUCCAUCACCAUGUUCAAGAACACCUUCCAGAGUGGCUUCCUCUCUAUACUCUACAGUAUAGGCAGUAAACCAUUACAAAUAUGGGACAAGAAGGUUCGUAAUGGACACAUAAAGAGGAUAACAGACAAUGAUAUUCAGUCUCUGGUCUUGGAGAUUGUUGGAGUCAAUGUAAGCACAACAUACAUCACAUGUCCUGCUGACCCCAAAAAGACUCUUGGCAUCAAACUUCCCUACCUAGUUAUGAUUGUUAAAAAUCUCAACAAAUACUUCACAUUCGAAGUACAGGUUUUAGAUGACAAGAAUGUUCGUAGACGUUUCCGGGCCAGCAAUUACCAGUCAACCACAAGAGUUAAGCCAUUCAUCUGCACCAUGCCUAUGCGUCUGGAUGAAGGAUGGAAUCAGAUUGUGUUCAACCUUGCAGACUUUGUCAGGAGAGCUUAUGGUACAAAUUAUGUUGAAACAUUGAGAGUCCAGAUUCACGCUAACUGCCGUAUAAGGCGGGUCUAUUUUGCUGAUCGACUAUAUUCAGAGGAAGAGUUGCCAGCAGAAUUCAAGUUGUAUCUCCCAGUUCAAACAAAAGCAAAAUCUGCAAUUUGAGCUUGAAUCCACUGUUAGGUAUAUGGACCUUGAAGGUAAAUAAAAUAAAGGAUUUGCCAUAUUAUUGUAUAGAAAAAAUGAACUUUUAUAUUGAGUUGUGAUCUAUUGCACAAGCCUUCUGUUAUACAGAAGAGUUUCACACUUUCUAGUCUCUGCAUAAUGUAAUCAAACUUAUCACUUUUUUUUUUGUCAUGCACUGCUGUUUCGUGUACAACUUGGCAGAAAAUCAUUUGCCUUGUAGGAAACCUGUACAUGCAAGAUCCUGGGGCUGUUAUCCUUGGAAGACGUAACAUUGCUCAUUCUGGUCAUAUGGUUAAUUAUGAAACAAAAAAUGAGUGUAAAAGACACUUACGUUGAAAAAAAAUAUAGUCUACAUCUCUUUUUUUUUUUUCUCUCCAUUAAUCAAGUACUGUACUGUAUUGUCACUUUAUGAGCUGUUUAGUAACAAAAGGACAAUUUUCUGGUAGCAUAUUAAUAGUUUACUUUUAAAAUGUGUACAGUAAAUUAUGAAUUCAACAUCUAAACUGUUCAUGUGUCAGAGAAGCAUGUUUAAGUUAUGGUAGUUACACUACUGAAUGCUGUAUGACCCUUGUGGAUUUAGCACUUAGUUAUUUUGAAAUUUUCCUCAUAAAAUUAACAAUAUUAAGUCCUUUUAUACUUGACUUUUUCCUACCUUUUUAUAUCUACUGUAUUUGCAAAUUCAGCUGUCGUUCCAUUAUCUUUGCUGAAAAUAUUAUUCACUAAUGCAUUUUCCAGCUUUAAUAUAAGUUUUUCAUCACUGGAAAUUUGGCUUUGAAGAGAUUACAUAUAUCGAGUAAGUUGCCUUAUGUGUGAAAGACUUUUGAAACGGUAUAUGAAAUGUUUUUAAAAAAUUCUAAAUUCUGUACUGCAGGAGAAUAAGGAUAAUUUUAACAAGUGCAGUCAUGUGGGAAAGUAUAGGAAAAGAGGGCAAAUAAAAAAUGAUAAGCGAAAAUACAAAGAGUGAGGAAGAGUAGUUUUUGAAUGAAUACAGCCUCUCCUCACUUAACGACGGAGUUCCAUUCCUAAGACCAUGUCAGUAAACGAAUUCAUCGCUAAGUGAGGAGCAUACUAUAAUGGUAGUGGGUUUGUGUUGACCAUCUUUGAUAUUGCUUUAAUGUCACCUUUGCAUCAUUUAUAACAUUUCUAGUACACUUUUAAAUAUUUAUACAGUAGUGUACUGUAUAUUGUAAUAAACAGACUAGAGGAAAUCAGCUCAAAUAUACAUUACAUUAUUUAGGUAUGCACAUUGGUCAGAUUGCCCAUCGUAAGUCCGAGUCGUCGGUAAAUGAGUACUCCGCUAAGUGAGGAGAGGCUGUAUUGUGAAUGCAUAUAGUAUAAGUAUGAACUAGUGUGAUAACAUGAGUUCAGGCAAAGACAAGCGGACUACAGAUGCUCCUCACUUUACAAUAGUUUGACUUACAAUAUUUUGAGUUUAUGGUGUGAUAAAACUAUAAAACUUUUUUUUGUACUGCACAUUUAUUGAAAGGAUAAACUUGUGUUUAUUUCUUUACGUUUAUCAGAACGAAACCCCAUUGUAAGUCGAGGAGCACCUGUACUGUACGUGACUCAAGUGGAAUGUGAGCUAUUGUUUUUAAUGCCUUUAUUAUCCACACUAAACCAUCCUUUGGCAGCCGCAUUCAAAGAAUUAAAAAAUGACUAUAA
Messenger RNA from Cherax quadricarinatus, 2358 nucleotides. RefSeq names its product cilia- and flagella-associated protein 20 (gene Bug22). The record is from RefSeq and is a predicted model, not a curated record. Gene Ontology annotation, biological process: cilium assembly; positive regulation of cell motility; regulation of cilium beat frequency involved in ciliary motility. Gene Ontology annotation, cellular component: ciliary basal body; motile cilium. NCBI's taxonomy places the organism in Eukaryota, Metazoa, Arthropoda, Malacostraca, Decapoda, Parastacidae.